UUGAAGUCCUUGUAUGUGAAAACCUGCUUGGCAAGAAAACUAGAUUCUAUGACAUGUUAAGUCCUGUUGCCAACUACUGACACGGAAGUAGGAAGGGAGAGGGUGAGGUAAGAAGAGUUGAAGGUAGAAGGGUGAGAGGUUUCAGGACAAAUGUCCCCUCAUCCCUCUUUUCUUUGUGUCAUCAUUUGUCUGCUGGUUCAGACGUUUGUCUUCGUUCUUCACCUUCACCCUCUCCAGCUGCUCCACUUUUCUCCUCCACUUCCUCACAACACUCUCCAGCUCGUUCUCCUUCUCACUCAGCUCGUCAAGCCAGACAGCACUUGACCAUUCCUCUGAGUGUUGGCUGUGAUCGAGCUUCAUAGGAAAGCCAUCAGUGAGCUUCAGUUCUGUGGAACCUGGGACACACACGCCUCUCCCCUGCAGGUUCCUCCGUCCUGCCCCCACCUGAGCCGUCAUGGAUCUAAUGGAGGAGGGAAACAUGAGCUGUGGAGUUAAAAACUGUAGCACGCCAGUCUUCCAGGAAAACUGCCCCAACCAAGAGGUUGAAACACUGGCUGGAUUUAUUGAGUUAGUGUGUGUGACAGUGAUUAUCAUUUCACUGAUAAUCUUCGGCCUUCUUGGAAACACCUUGACUCUUCUGGUGGUUUGGCUCCGCCCCAACAUGAGAAGCUCCGCCCACCUCUACCUGAGCAGCAUGGCUGUUAGUGACCUGCUGAUCCUCCUGCUGCUGCCUCUCGAUCUAAUUGAGUUCUGGACAAGCUGGAAGUUAGGAGUCUUCAUCUGUAAACUGAGCACAUUCCUGAUAGAGUGCUGCACCUUCUGCACCAUCCUCCAUAUCACCUUUCUCUCCCUGGAGAGGUACCUGGUUGUCUGCUGGCCAAUCACCUCAAAGACGCUGGUGACACGUCGCCGAACCAGGGCUCUGAUUGGCUGCCUCUGGCUGGGAGCGGCUGUCAGUGCAGCACCAUAUUUGGUCAUGAUGGAAGUGAAGAUAGAGAAUGAAGUGGAUGAUAUGAAGAGAGAGGUUGAAAAGGAAGGGUGCAGAGUAUCACAAUCCUCAUACUCCUCUGGUCUCGUGUUGGCCAUGAUAAUUAUCUAUUACCUGUAUGUCCUGGUACCCCUGUGCAUCCUGGGACUGGUCUAUGCCCUGAUUGAACGGACUCUGAGGCUCCGUCCACAAAGAAGCCGUAAAGACAAGAGUCACCGACACACAAUCAAGAUGCUGGGAGUGAUCUUCUUGGCCUUUGUCCUGUGCUGGCUGCCCUACAUCGUCGGUCUGACCAUGAUCUAUGAUUCUCAGAGAACUGGUGCUGAAAGUCGGGGAACCAACACCGACACAAACACACACUCGGACAUGAACACUCCUCCUGAGAGCACAGGCAACAUGGCCUCUGUUACCGAACCUGUUAGCCUCUCAGACUGGGACCUGAAGACACAAGCUCACACAAAGAGAGAUGAUGCACUCUGGGAAAACACAAACAACGAGAUCGACACACACAGUGAUGCAGAUGCACACUUGGUGGACAAACAACCUGAAACGCUCACUGACCCGGGCGUGGGUACUCGCACUGAAAUAGACACACACUCGGAGAUACACAAUACUACACAUAACAAGCAAAACCCAGCCUUUUGCAUAAAGUCACAAAAGGCAACAAAGUAUUUUUACCUGGUCGCCUGGAUCCUCUCCCGUCUCAGUGCUGCCAUCAACCCUCUGGUGUACAACCUGAUGUCCGCCAGGUACAGACACGCUGUGUGUAGCCUCGUGCAGACACACUGUCUCACAAUGUCUCACCGGAUGAGUACAACACUCUCAUCAGGACACUUCAAAACCGCUUUGUGAACAUAUAGACACACGUAACAACAGCAGCAAUACAAGGUAGCUGUGAUGAUCACUGGUGGUUCUGCAUCGACCAUAUUAACAAACUGAAUUCAGCUGCUUGAACUAAGAUAUCAUGAGAUUUGACUGUAGGAGCAGCUAACACCCUGCUAACACACAGCUAAAGGCCAAUGUAUGCUUCUCGGAGAGCUUUUCGUGCAGCUCUGAUUUUUCUAACUACACGUCGGCAUGGCGGAGACCCACGGAUAGCCCUUGGCUGUGAUUGGUCCGCUAACGCAAGCAUUUUGGGACGACAUCAUUUCCGGACCUCAAACUUCCUGUUUCAUUCCCUAAAUCACAAUAAACCUAAAUCACAACUACGACUCUAUGAUUAAGUGACAAGUGUGUUAAGCCAGCGGCGUUGUCCGGCUGACGUUGGCUGGUUAGAGCACUUACGGCAUGUGUGUACCGUCACAUACGGUUAUAACGAACUUUGAUAACGGGGAUAGCGGGCUAGCCACCAUGCUAACUGCGGUGGGAACAGCGCAAAAACCCGCUGACUUUAAUCCCACGGCUGUCAUGACACUGUUUCUCAAACACUGUCAGGUUAGAAGCAAACACUUUAGAUCGAUACUAACUAACGGUAGUAGUUAGUAUCCGGUGUCCGUGCUGACUGUGUGUGGAAGCUGGGGGGAAGCUAGCUGCCUCCGUGUAGCUUCAAGCUGUUGCAGCUGUUGAAUUAGCAACGCAGUUUGGAAACAAGACUGGGGAACCGCUGCGUUAAGACACAAUACCAUCAGCAUUUUGAGCCGCUGGGUGUCACUUCAACAAAAACUGUUGCGUCAUCAACAGCCUUUUUAGUUGUCAUCGUUCACUGUGUUUGAGGAGCCGGGAGGAUGUAAAUAAACCAGCGUGGACUUCUUCUAUAUACCUCAUGAGGUAGGCUUCUCUAAGCUCGACUUCCGUUGCGCCAACUACUGUUCUGGCGGUGAAUUGUUUUCAGAACAAAAAGGCUCGUAGAACUAUAAAUCAAAUAGUGUCCGUCCGAUCCGUCCGAUCCGUCCAUGCGUCCGUCCGCAACGGACUCGGAGAAGCAUACAGAGGCCUUAACACACUGCCAACACACAGCUAACACAAUGCUAACACACAACUAACACCCUACUAACCCACAGUUAACACAAUGUUCACAAACUGCCAACACACAGCUAACACAAUGCUAAUCCAGUUAAUACUUAGCUUACCCUGCUAACACAGCUAAUAUACAGCUAACCUUGCUAUCACAGUGCAAACACAAUGCUUACCUAUUUAACACACUGCUAACACUGCUAACACACAGCUAAUCUUGCUAACUCUGCUAACCCUGCUAACUGAGCUAGCAGCAGAUAUUUACAGAUUUUCUGUCACAGUAACAUUCAGACACUUCUGCAAUCAACAUAUAAUAGAUAUUCUGUGUUUAGGACGAUUAUUGGUGUAGCCUAUUGAUGCUGGACUCUUGAGACUUAAGGCUGAAAUACAGUGCCUUGCAUAAGUAUUCCCCCCUCUUGUACUUUUCUACAUUUUGUCAUGGUAUAACCACAGAUUAACAUUAAUCGUGAUUUUAUGUAAUGGACCAAAACAAAAUAGUCCAUCAUUUGGAAGUGGGGUAAAAUAUUAAAUGGAUUUCAAAAUUAUUUACAAAUAAAAAUCUGAAAAGUGUUAAGUGCAUAUGUAUUCACCCCCUUUACUGUGAAACCCCUAAAAACAAUCUGGUGCGACCAAUUGCUUUCACAAGUCACAUUUGCAAGUCACAUACUUAGUAAAUAGGGUCCACAUGUCUGCAAUUUAAUCUCAGUAUAAAUACACCUGUUCUGUGAAGGACUGCGAGUUUGUUAUAGAUCAUUUCUGAACAAACAGCAUCAUGAAGACCAAGGAGCUCACCAAACAGGUCAGGGAUAAAGUUGUGGAGAAGUAUGAAGCAGGGUUAGGUUAUAAAAAAAUAUCCAGAGCUUUGAACAUCUCUCUAAGCACCAUAAAAUCCAUCAUCAGAAAAUGGAAAGAAUAUGGCACAACCGCAAACCUACCAAGACAAGGCCGUCCACCCAAACUGAAAAGCCGGACAAGGAGAAAAUUUAUCAGAGAAGCAACCAAGAGGCUCAUUGUUACUCUAGAGGAGUUGCAGAGAUCCACAGCUGAGGUGGGAGAAUCUGUCUACAGGACAACUAUUAGUAGUCUACUCCACAAAGCUGGCCUUUAUGGAAGGAGGGUGGCAAGAAGAAAUCUGACUGAGCUUCAUCUUUUUUGCCAAGAAGAAUGGACAAACAUUUCCAUCUCUAGAUGUGCAAAGCUGGUAGAGACAUACACCAAAAGACUUGCAGCUGUAAUUGCAGCGAAAGGGGGUUCUACCAAGUAUUGAGUCAGGGGGGUGAAUACUUAUGCACCUAACAGACGACAACUUUUUGUUCUCAUUAUUGUUUGUGUCACAAUAAAAUAUAUUUUGCACCUCCAAAGUACUAUGCAUGUUGUGUUGAUCAAAUGGGAAAAAGUUUAUUUAAGUCUAUUUGAAUUCCAGUUAGUAACAGUACAUAAUGGGGAAAAAGUCCAAGGGGGAUGAAUGCUUAUGCAAGGCACUGUAUGCUAUUCCGAGUCCGUUACGGAUACAACAGACCCUUUUUUAUUUAUGGUUCUCCGAAGGCUGUGGGUGCUGAAAACAAUUCACCGCCAGAAUUGUCGAAGACGAGUUUAGAGAAUCGUAGUUCUCUCUAAACACGCGUAGAAAGGACAGUUUUAGCUGAAAUAAAGUGACACCCAGCGGGUCAAAAUGCUGAUGUUAUCGUUUCUUAGCGCAGCGGUUCCCCUGUUUUGCAUCUCCCGAUACUAACUAAUACCAAGUGUUUUCAUCUAACCUGACGGUAAUUGAGAAACAGUGUCAUGACAGCCGUGGAAUUAAAGUCGUGACAGCAGGUUUUUUGCGCUGUUAAUACCGCAGUUAGCAUGGUGGCUAGCACGCUAGCGCCGAUAUGACUGGGCGUUAUAACUGUAUGUGACCGUAAACACAUGCUGAUAGGGCGCUUACCAAACACUGAAGCCGGACAACUCUGCUGGCUUAACACACUUGACACAUUAAUCGUAGAAUCGUAGAAUCCUGGUUGUGUUUGGGUUUAUUUUGCUAUAGAGAAUGAAACAGGAAGUUUGAGGUCCGAAAUGUGAGAUUCCUGAAAUGAUGUUGUUCGGAAAUGAUGUCGUUAGCGGACCAAUCACAGCCAAGGGCUAUCCCUAGGCUCUCCGACAUGGCGACGGAUAGUUAGAAAAAUCCGAGGUGUACGUAGAGCCCUCCGAGGAGCUCGGAGAGGGCGUUCCACGUCGGCGAAGACGUUCCCAUGUGUCCGUCUCCGUCAAAACAGAGUAGCAUAUUUCCGCCUUAAGCCUACAGUUUUGGAUCAUAGCUUUAGUUUUAAUUUGAGCAACUCUCGAUUUAAUUUACUAACUCAGUUUACUGUGGGAUAAUGUGAUUUCACAAUGCACUGAUAAAUGUAUUGAAAUAUGUUUUUAUGUUGGGUUUUUGUUGUACAAAGUAAAAUUUCUAUCCAUUUUUUCCUUGGUCGUGAAAACACGGUUUAAACAAAAGAGUUGAACAAUCAAACAACACAGGAGGAUACCAAGCCAGGACAAAACGAUGUCUUAUUUGCCUAGAUCAUUGAUAUAAAAAAUAUUUCAGCAUUAUAUUUGUGGUUUAUAUUAUAUAUUAUAUAUAUACAUAUAUAUUAUGUGUAUCAGCUGAUUGUAUCACACCUACGUGUAAUUGCAGCUCCACAGACAGCUGAAAACAGAAUCUCAUGCAGGCUGAGAGAAACUUGAAGGAGCAAGAAGAAAGGGGGAUGUGCCACGCCCCUAAAACAUUUUCCUUCUCUCAGUCUAGUUUUAGACAGCGAUGACUGCACAUCUCCCGCUAUCACCGAUGAACUACGCCCUAGUCACAGACACGCAAUGACCCACAGCGUAACCUCUCUGAACUUCAACACAAUUUCUUCAGAAUCACAGAAAAAGGAGAUAGACUGUGGCAAUUUUGACUGUGAUUUCAGUAACACAUUUUUCUUUUCUUUUUUUUUCAGUUUAUACAAAUUUUAAAUUGUAUUAUUAUGAACUCUUGGUUGAAACUUUAAACCUUUCAAAGUCUCUUUCUUUAUUUCACUCCUCAAGCGUCACACUCUCUCAGGAAGACAGGCACACACAUAGAAACACAGGCAAACACACACAGUCAGCUGACUCACACAGCUAUUUUCAGCUCUCUUCACCGACACAGAGACUUUCCUGUCUCCUUUGUUUAUUCGUGCAAGUUAUCUUUACAAUAGCGAUGUAUAACUCAAGGUUUCUGUUGACUGUAACAUUUUCUGAGUUACAAUCUUAACCUUCAGGCAAUGAAUUAUCUUUUUGUAGUCUCACUGGUAGCUAGUUUAGAAGUUACUCCAUGUUCCUUAUCGUGAGUUGCGUCACGAGUAUUAUUAGGUAUGCCAACUCCACUGUUGCUCACUGAACCAGACCUUCGAGCCCAAGCGGUAUUCAGUAUAUGAGCAAUUUGACGUGCUAAGCUCUAUCAGCACAGAUGCAGUUGGGCCUUUAUCUCAUUUGGCCUCUUCCAGGCUUGAAGCAGCUGCAGCUUCCCGUCUUAUUCUCGUGUGCCACCCUUGGCUUGGUAGCCUGGAUGCCAGACGAACUUAGCCCCGCCCACAACAUUUUUGGUCGGGCAGUUCGGUCUGGAGUUGCUUUGUUGAGGAAAAAUUAUGCCCGACCGGGCCAAUCAGAUUGUCAGGGCGGGCUUUAUACGAUGAUUGACAGAUGAUCAACGGUAACGUAAUCAACCACGUCAUCAAAGUGCCCUUGGGUUGAACCCAACCCUCCUGCAAACCUUUCUCUGUUAUCAAUCAUUUCAAUAUCACAUUGCACAAAGGUUUAUGGUUCUUUUCUUGAGAGUGUUAGACGCUACUCAUCCAGACUGAUCCUCGGUCUGGAUGAGACAAUCAAUUUAAUAAUGGCAAGAAGUUUCUUACCUUUAUGCAGCAGCUUUACGGCAUCGACCCAGCCCAACAUGCAGUCUGCAGGUGUCCCUCAACAACGACUGGACCCGCUCACCACAUGUUGGGGAAAAUUUCAGUGCAAGAGUCUGUUUAUUACAAAAUCUGUGUCAGAAUUCAUAACCCUCAAUAAACAGUUUUUUUGCCUGUG
Molecule: messenger RNA, 7015 nt
Organism: Platichthys flesus (European flounder)
Lineage: Eukaryota; Metazoa; Chordata; Actinopteri; Pleuronectiformes; Pleuronectidae
Product: growth hormone secretagogue receptor type 1-like
Exons: 5
Coding region: 455-1840 (461 amino acids)
Biological process (GO): G protein-coupled receptor signaling pathway
Cellular component (GO): plasma membrane
Molecular function (GO): G protein-coupled receptor activity
Source: RefSeq, a predicted model, not a curated record